Laetiporus sulphureus 93-53 is the source of this 936-nucleotide messenger RNA. RefSeq lists its product as uncharacterized. The record is from RefSeq and is a predicted model, not a curated record. The coding region runs from base 1 to 936 and encodes 311 amino acids. NCBI's taxonomy places the organism in Eukaryota, Fungi, Basidiomycota, Agaricomycetes, Polyporales, Laetiporaceae. The transcript is spliced from 4 exons.
AUGGCCGUCUUACGUUCAACACGACCAUCAUCAACGUCUCCUCAUACAGAGCUUAUGGCAGGAGCUGCCGGUGCAUUCUCUGCUGUCCCAGGAGCUAUACCCAAGCCGCUCCUUCGGGCUGAGGUUGUGAGCGAGUCCUCCGUGGGGAAAGUCACCUUGCGCGAACAGAUGGGCAUCGACAUAGAUGAAUUUAGGAUAUUCACGCAAAUCGUGCGGGAUUCCACAAGUCUUCAUCUUGCUGCUCACAGGACUGUGAAGAAGCAAAAUCCGCAGAGCCUGAUCAAGCACUACAACGAGAUAAAGCGCAAGUGGGCGAAAGCUGACCUCUACGAGAAUGUAUGGCCGGCCCAUGCAUAUACUCAAUUAUAUCUUGCCGAACGAACCGCUCAUUAUCACCACCUUUACCGGACCUCGGGUAAGAAAAAAAUGCAGGGUUCUGCAGUGGCUGCUCACCCGAUGGCACCUGUGCGAGAGCAAAACAGCAGAGGUUCACACUCUGCUGGUCCCAGGAUUUUCAUAGGCAAGCUGCCACCAAGGAAAGUUUCCACUUCCAGUAGGUCUACCACGGCGCGCAGGACAGUCAGCUCGGUGUAUAGCCCACAACCACGCCCCAUGUCAUCGAUUUCCCGCCCACCUGCUUCCAUGGCGCCGUCUUCCACCAGUAAGGUUUCGUUGCAGUGCGGACCACCUGGAUCCGCCAACAACGAUGUCGAGGAUGAGACACAAGAAGUUUAUGUGUUCCUGCAGUCACUCGACCUGCCGUUGGGACACUUGCUUCCUUCUUUCGUCUCUUCCGGAGUCAAAAACAUGAUGCGGCUUCGCCUACUGACGAAGCACCGUGCAUGGGAGGAUUACGUCGAACGACACAUAACAAAGGACCGCUUCGAGAUUCUGAUGUUGGAGAAAGGGUUCAAGGAGCUUGUUGCGGAGAACUAA